This is a messenger RNA of Aedes albopictus (Asian tiger mosquito), 672 nucleotides long. RefSeq lists its product as uncharacterized. The record is from RefSeq and is a predicted model, not a curated record. Bases 1 to 672 code for a protein of 223 amino acids. NCBI's taxonomy places the organism in Eukaryota, Metazoa, Arthropoda, Insecta, Diptera, Culicidae. The transcript has a single exon.
AUGGUCAUCGCUUGCCACACCGAAGAAGAGUACGCCGAACUGAUGACAGCUCUAAACCGCAGCUUUACGGUAAAAUCGUUGGGGGAUAUUAGCCAUUUCCUGGGCAUUCAAGUCCGACGCAGCGAGGAGCAGUUUUCCCUCAAUCAACGGAUCUACAUCCAGACGUUGUUGAAGCGUUUUGGGUUGACCGAAGCGAAGUCGUCGAAGAUUCCUUUGGACCCUGGCCACCUGCAACAAAAGGAGGAGAGUGAGAAGUUGCCGAACAAUCACCAGUACUCAAGCUUGAUUGGUGGUUUGUUGUAUGUGGCAGUGAACACCCGACCGGACAUCGCGGUCAGCGUAUCGAUCCUUGGCCGAUCAGUGAGCAACCCCUCGCAGGCGGAUUGGAUGGAGGCGAAACGAAUCCUCCGGUAUCUCAAGCUCACCCAGGAUCAUGAGCUUGUACUGGGGCCAGGACAAGCGAGCAUGGAGGUCUACGUCGACGCCGACUGGGCCGGUGAUGCGAAAACCCGGAAGUCGAAUUCCGGAUUCUUGGUGACGUUCGGUUGGUGGACCAAUCCACUGGGCAUCCCGGAAGCAAACAUGUGUUGCGUUGAGCAGCACCGAAGCGGAAUUUGUAGCGCUCGCCGAGUGCUGCCAAGAGGUGCAGUGGAUCGACCGGUUGCUGAGUGA